AUGGCCGCGAUCCUUCUGACGGGCUAUAACCCUUGGGGCAACUUGUCUCAGAAUCCCUCCGGAGAGGUCGCCACGGCCCUGAAUGGCAGUAUCGUGGAGCAGCUUGUGGUGCACAGUCUGCGUGUGGACGUGACCGAACUGGGUGUCUUGGAGGCACAGGAUGUGGUGGAGAGAGGCGGCUGGGAUGCCGUCGUCCACCUGGGCUUUGAGGACGAGGCCAAGGGCCUGAAGCUCGAGACCAUGGCGGCGAACGUGAGAGCUUUGCACAAAGGGAAGGUGGCCCCGGAAGGGCCGCAACUGUUGCCAACGACGAGUGACCUUGGGGCGGUAGCGCUGAAUACGCAAAACCCGCAUGAGCUCUGGAGUAGGGACGCCGGGAAUUUCUUUUGCAACGAGAUUUACUACCGUACCCUCUACUCCAUUCGGGAGCAUCGACGUCUACGGUGCCCUGGUGCACUGAUCCCCUCCAUCUUCAUCCAUGUGCCUCCCUUGUAUAGGAUGCCACUGAAGGAGUCUUCUUCUUUCGUGAGGUCUCUGCUCAGUGACAUCAUUAAAGCGUCCGGCUGCCCUGGCAUCCGCCCCCAGCCCGCCAGAGCUGUGGACGGACUGAGGCGUUGGUUGCACAUCUAUGGCUAG
Molecule: messenger RNA, 636 nt
Organism: Symbiodinium sp. CCMP2456
Lineage: Eukaryota; Dinophyceae; Suessiales; Symbiodiniaceae
Source: the annotation of a GenBank genome assembly